AUGGCUGUCUCUCCUAAGAGAACGGCUCUGAGCGGAACGGAGUUGAUGCAUGCAGAUGACCAGCACAAUGUUCAUUCCGAGGUCGCCCCAUCAAUCUCGGUCACGACCACCUUCCGCGCUCCGCAUCCCGAUAGCGUAAAGACGCACGAAAUCGACUGGCAGAAUCCAGAACGUCACCUGUAUUCGAGGUACACCCAGAGCAACAGUACCAGAGCCGAGAAGGUGCUCAGCAAGAUAAACGGCGGUCAUGCGAUUACCUAUGCGUCGGGUCUAGCUGCGGCAUACGCUGCCCUCGUCUUCUAUAAUCCCAAGCGUGUUGCUAUCACAAAUGGUUAUCAUGGCUGCCACAUGACAAUCGAAGUUAUCAAGCAGUUGCGACCCGAUCUGAAGGUUAUCGACUUGGACCAGCCGUACCAGGAGGGUGAUUUGUGCUGGCUAGAAACCCCGCUGAACCCCACUGGCGAAGUGAGGGAUAUCAAGUAUUACGCCGACAAGAUCCACAGUGUCGGAGGAAAUUUGGUGAUUGAUGCUACCUUCGCGCCGCCACCCCUGCAGUACCCAUUCAAAUGGGGCGCAGACUGCGUAAUGCACAGCGGGACCAAAUAUUUCGGCGGACAUUCUGAUCUUCUCGCUGGCGUUCUUGUCGUCCAAACCCAAGAAGAAUGGAACAAGCUAUGGAGCAAUCGUACAUACAUGGGCAACAUGAUUGGCUCUUUCGAAGCUUGGCUCCUCCUUCGUUCACUCCGGACUUUACAUCUUCGUGUCCCUAGACAAAGUGAAACCGCCACCGCUCUCGCUCAAUGGCUUGCGAAGAUUGCAGCGGCGAAGCCAGGGACGCUCGUUGAUGGCGUUCCCGGCGGGAUCAUAGAGACGGUCUGGCACUCCUCGUUACAGGGCAAGAAUGAGCGAGGAUGGGAUCCAAAAGAUCAGAUGGAGGGCGGCUGGAAUGCUACUUUCUCCAUCUUCAUGAAGGACACCCGGCAUGCAGAACUACUUCCGCAUGCACUGAAGUAUUUCGUGCCGGCUACGUCGCUAGGUGGUGUCGAGUCCCUGAUAGAACAGCGCCGGCAAUCCGACCCAGGCGCCGAUCCACGCCUCAUUAGAAUCAGCGUCGGCAUCGAGGACUUAUCGGACCUGAAAGACGACAUGCGUAGGGCACUCCAAGGCCUCGUCAACGAGAAGGCGAAACUCUAG
This is a messenger RNA of Punctularia strigosozonata HHB-11173 SS5, 1194 nucleotides long. RefSeq names its product cystathionine gamma-synthase. Gene Ontology annotation, molecular function: pyridoxal phosphate binding; carbon-sulfur lyase activity. Bases 1 to 1194 code for a protein of 397 amino acids. Gene Ontology annotation, cellular component: cytoplasm. The transcript has 13 exons. The record is from RefSeq and is a predicted model, not a curated record. Gene Ontology annotation, biological process: transsulfuration. Lineage: Eukaryota; Fungi; Basidiomycota; Agaricomycetes; Corticiales; Punctulariaceae.